This is a messenger RNA of Pisolithus orientalis, 1698 nucleotides long. RefSeq lists its product as uncharacterized. The transcript has 9 exons. The record is from RefSeq and is a predicted model, not a curated record. Gene Ontology annotation, cellular component: mitochondrion; oxoglutarate dehydrogenase complex. NCBI's taxonomy places the organism in Eukaryota, Fungi, Basidiomycota, Agaricomycetes, Boletales, Pisolithaceae. The coding region runs from base 52 to 1569 and encodes 505 amino acids. Gene Ontology annotation, molecular function: dihydrolipoyl dehydrogenase (NADH) activity; flavin adenine dinucleotide binding.
CCCACAACUUUUCCUGCGACGACCGCUUUUCGUCUUUUCUACUGGCCAAACAUGCUUCAACUACAGAGAGCAACGCAGAAACAUGUCUCACGGCGGUUGCGCAGGGCUGCUCUUCAACUCGGAGCAUGGCAAGCCCAUCGCGGUCUGGCAACACCCUCCGGACCUUAUGACACUUUGAUUAUCGGCGGAGGUCCUGGUGGUUAUGUUGCCGCCAUCAAGGCCGCUCAACUUGGCUUGAAGACUGCGUGCGUGGAAAAGCGGGGAGCUCUUGGGGGUACAUGUUUGAACGUUGGCUGCAUACCCUCGAAAGCUAUGCUGAACAAUUCACAUCUGUAUCACCAAACCAAGCACGAUCUUCAAAAACGUGGUAUCGAUGUUUCCGAUGUUUCGCUUAAUCUUCCUCAAAUGCUCAAGUCAAAGGAGCAAUCCGUCACCUCUCUUACUAAGGGUAUAGAGAUGCUCUUUAAGCAGAACAAGGUCGACUACAUCAGGGGUGCUGCGUCGUUUGUCUCUCCCAAUCGUGUAGCAGUUAAGCUAUUGGAUGGCGGGGAGACUGCGGUCGAGGCAACAAAUAUCAUCAUCGCUACUGGCUCGGAAGUUGCCCCUUUCCCUGGUGGUGCCAUCGAAAUAGACGAACAACAAAUAGUAAGUUCCACGGGUGCACUUGAGCUACAAGAGGUGCCAGGCAAGAUGGUCGUCAUCGGAGGCGGUAUCAUUGGUUUAGAAAUGGGCAGCGUGUGGAGCAGACUAGGCGCUGAGGUUACUGUUGUAGAGUUCCUUGGUGGUAUUGGUGGCGCUGGCAUCGACGAAGAAGUCGCCAAACAGUUCCAAAAACUCCUCGCGAAACAAGGUCUCAAAUUCAAGCUGAAUACCAAGGUCUUAUCCGCCGAAAAGCAAGACGGUAAGGUCUUUGUGAAGACACAAUCUGCAAAGGGAGAUGAGGAGGAGACGCUCGAGGCCGAUGUUGUCCUGGUGUCUGUGGGUCGCCGGCCAUAUACCGAGGGCCUCAACCUUGAGGCUGCAGGUGUGCAAUUGGACAACAAGGGACGCGUUGUUAUUGACGACCAGUUUGCUACAUCGGCGAAGCAUAUCAGGUGUAUCGGUGAUGUUACAUUUGGGCCUAUGCUGGCGCACAAGGCUGAGGAAGAAGGCAUUGCUGCCGUUGAGCACAUCAAGCAUGACCAUGGCCAUGUCAACUACAACGCAAUUCCAUCUGUUGUCUACACCCACCCCGAAGUUGCAUGGGUAGGCAAAACUGAGCAGGACCUCAAAGCUGCUGGCGUCAAGUACAACAUUGGGAAAUUCCCAUUCGCUGCCAACUCACGAGCAAAGACCAACCUCGAUACGGAGGGUUUCGUUAAAUUCCUUUCUGAAAAAGAGACGGAUCGGAUUCUCGGUGUUCACAUCAUCGGUCCCAACGCCGGCGAGAUGAUUUCGGAAGCCGUACUUGCCAUGGAGUACGGUGCCAGUUCAGAAGACAUUGCAAGGACAACCCAUGCACAUCCCACGCUCAGCGAAGCCUUCAAGGAGGCUGCUAUGGCUGCGUACAGCAAACCUAUCCACUUUUAGACAGGCUAGUUAGGGACGAUGUGAUAAAUCACCAUGCUAAAUGUUGAUGCCAGUUGCACACCUUGGGGACGAGCAUAUGUAUGUAGCCUGAUCAUGCGUGUCCUUUCAAUGGAAAUCCGUAAAACCUAG